Hydra vulgaris (swiftwater hydra) is the source of this 796-nucleotide messenger RNA. RefSeq names its product small ribosomal subunit protein uS7m. NCBI's taxonomy places the organism in Eukaryota, Metazoa, Cnidaria, Hydrozoa, Anthoathecata, Hydridae. Gene Ontology annotation, biological process: translation; ribosomal small subunit assembly. Gene Ontology annotation, cellular component: mitochondrial small ribosomal subunit; ribosome. Gene Ontology annotation, molecular function: mRNA binding; structural constituent of ribosome; rRNA binding. The record is from RefSeq and is a predicted model, not a curated record.
GUUUACUAAUAUGGCAUUAAAGUUAGCAUCUAACCAAAAGUUACCAUUCUACAUUCUUUAUAAAACUAUCUUUAAAAAGCCUAUCUUAUAUAAUAACAUUGUUAAUUUAAGACAUAAAAGCUACACUGAAAAAGCUCCAUCUUUAUUUAACAAAGAUGAAGUAAAUAUGUUGAAAAAAACAAACUUGCCACCCAAUAUCAUUGUCACAGAAGCAUCAAAUAUAGAAAAAAAUCAAGCUGCUGAUAGUUUUUAUAGUACAUCAAUUUUCUAUGAUGAGACUGUUUGCAAGUUUGUCAAUUGCAUGAUGAAAGAUGGUAAAAAAGCUGUUUCACAAAAAGUUAUGCAUGAUACAUUUCUAGCUAUUAAAAAAAUCCAACUUGAAAAAUAUCACAAAUCUAUAGAUUCCUCAAAUGUGGAACUUGAUCCAUUAAAGAUUUUUCAUGGUGCCAUAGAAAAUGUAAAACCUGUACUUGGUACUCAAAAUAUUAAAAAGAAGGGGAAAAGUUUUAAAGUUCCUUACCCAUUGCCACUUAAUAGGCGGAGGUUUUUAGCCAAUAAAUGGCUUUUAGAAAGUGCAAAAAAACUUCCUGGAAAUAAUGUACGAAUGAGCCAAAAACUUUCAAAAACUAUUCUUGAUGCAUAUAGAAAUGAAGGAAGUGCUGUUCAAAAAAAAAUCGAAUUUCAUAAGCAAGCAGAAGCAAAUAGAGCUUUAGCUCAUUAUAGAUGGUGGUAAUGACAUAACAUUUGUUUCAAUGUAAAACUUUUUGAAUUGAAUAAUUAUAUUUGAAACUUUAAA